AUGGGAAAGAAGGAUCGACGCCGACGCCGCAGCAGCUCCAGCCCUCCGCGCAAGAAGGAGGAGAAGAACGAGAAGAAAAGAAGAAAGUCUUCGUCGGAACGGCCCAAGAAAGAAGGCAAGGCUGCGGAGGUGUCAGAUUCUGAGGCUUCACAAACGAAGAGCGUCGCCAAGCUCAUCCCAGCCGCUCAAGUGCAGAAGGCAAAAGAAGCCAAGGAGGCAGAAGCGUUGGCCCAACUGGAUGUCCCACUGGUUGUCAGCGGCUGCGCCAACAAAACCAUCAGCGAGAUCGUCAAAGGAACAUACUUCCGGCACGGCACCAACCAUGGUAAGCCUGUCUAUAAGAAGAAGCCGGAGGACACGCCCGAUGACGAUGACGAUUUAGAUGUGCUCAUCUACUACUGGGAUGAACGAGACGGUGACGAGAAUUGUGGUUGGUGGUUCAGUCCCAGUGUUGGCGGUGAGAUGGUCUGGGCGUACCAUCCGAGUCGCAAGGCGACGUCACCGCCGCCUGCAGAGUGGAACGUGCCCCACGACGGGCCUAUCGACAAAACCUUCACAGUGACUGCUGCACCGCAGCUCGCCAAAGAGAGCCAAAAGAGCCAGAAGAAGGAGGAACCGAGAGACAAGAAAGAUGAUGACGACGAUGAGGAGGAGGAAGAGGAGGAGGAGGAGGACGAAGAGGAAGAUGAAGAAGUCCCCAAACCGAAAGCAGCACCUUCCAAGGACGAAGGGUCUUCGGAAAGCGAAGCUCGUGCACGAGCGAGGGGCAAGAAGUCGGAGCGGGAAGACAAGAAGGACCCAAAGGAUCUCACGGCCGAGGAGCGAGAGCUAGAGCUGCAAGAAGCUGAGGAUCGACGACUCAUGGAGCAACUUCGUCAGAGAGAAGAGGCACGCAAAAAGAAGGCUGAAGAACUGCGGAUGCGGAAAGAACAGGAGAAGGUUCCGGCGGUUCCGGACAAAGCCGCAGACACAGCUCAAGGGAGAGCCUUUGAUGACAAAGAGGAGAAGAAGAAGAAGAAACAGCGGGAAAAGGACCAGAAGAAGAAGGACAAGGAGGACAAGCGCAAGAGAGAGGAAGAGGACGAGCGCGAGCGUCUGCGAAAGGAUCGUGAGAGGGAAGAGGAGCGUCGUCGGAAAGAAGAAGAUGAGAAGCGACGGAAGAAGGAGGAGGAGGAGGAGGAGCGCCGCCGCCGCAAAGAGGAGGAGGACCGACGGCGAAGAAAGGAAGAAGAGGACCGACGCAAGGAAGAGGAGGAGCGCCGAAGGAAGAGGGAGGAGGAAAGGCGUGAAGAGGAAGAACGCGAGCGACGCCGGCGCAAGGAGGAGGAGCGCAGGGAAGAGGAGGAGAGAGAAGAAAGGAGGCGCCGGAAAGAAGAGGAGGAGCGACGGCGGCGCAGAGAAGAGGAGGAAGAGCGUCGGCUUCAGGAGGAGCGCAGAAGGAAGCGGGAAGAAGAGGAGGAAGAGGAGCGGAAGCGGCGCCGCGUUCUUGAGGAGAAGGAGGAAGCGGAGCGUGCCCGUCGGAAAGAGCAGGAGCGGGUCGAGCGCCAAAAGAAGGAGGAAGAGCGCCGGAAGCACGAGGAGAAGAUGCAGCGGAAGCUGGAGGAGCGUCGCCGACGAGAGGCUGGCGACAGCGGCCGAGACCGCGAGCGUGACCGAGACCGGGACCGGGACCGCGGGGACCGAGACCGCGCGGACCGGGACCGCGGGGACCGGGACAGGGACCGCGGCGACCGCGGCGACCGUGGCGACCGCGGCGACCGCGGCGGCCGCGAGAGGGACGUUCGCGACAUGUCGGAAAGCCAGCAACGUGACGUGCGCAAGGAGAAGGAGAAGCCAGAGGAUAAGCAGCAGAAGGCAAUCCAGGCAGUAGUCGCGUGCUUUCACCGGAUGUCUGGGGUGAACCUUGCCAACUUCGACAGCUUGAAGGCUGAUUUCGAGCGCAUCAUGGCCUCGGAGCUCCCUUACACGGGCGAGAAAGAGACGACGUUACGCGAAGAAGCGGGCCGAGUCUUGAGCUCCGCAGAAGAGACCGUCGCAAAGGAGAAAGUUGCCCGUGAAGAGGAGCUCAAGCGCCGGGAAGAGGAAGAGAAGGUCCGCCUCGAGCAAGAGGCGAAGUCAAAGCGGCAGCAAGCAGCCAACCUGAAUGUUCUGAAGGCCUUGCAGAAGCUUUCGGACGCGACGCCCGAGAACUGGGCGAUGAUGAGCGCCGAGUUCCAGGAGGUGAUGCGCACGGAGCUCCCGGACACGGGGGACCAGCGCGAGGCCUUGCAGGCGGAGGCUGACCGGGUCUUCCAGUACGCGCAGCAGUACGUGAAGCAGAUGGAGGAGAGGCUGAAAGAGCAGGAGGAAAAGGAACGAAUCCGCUUAGAGGAACUUAAGGUCAAGGAGCAACAGGCUCGGUCGGUUCUGACCGAAGUCGAGGCUUGCCUUGGAAAGGCCGAGGAGGAGGCACAAAAGGCACGGACCGUCUCGGAGCAGCUCUACCAGCUCUCGACACAAAAUCAAAGCCCACAAACAAGCCAAGGGAGCGGCGCAGCCAGUGGCCGUGACGCGUUGCUCUCCAGCUUCCCCAAAGGCGCAGAGGAAGCGCUGCGACAAGGCCGUGUCUGUGGCAAGCUUGGGGCCCUGGCGCAGCAAAGUGCGGAAGGUGCCUGGAAGUUCCUUGAAGGGCACAAGAUGGCGCUGCUCGAAGUGGAGACGUUGCGACAAGAAAUGCUGGUUUUCGUGCAGCGAAGCGAGGCCCGCUUGCAGCAGUGCCAAAUGGCCGCCCAGCAAGCCUUGAAAAUGUCUUCGGAGAGCCGCGAGCGGAUCCAGAACAAUGCCGCGCCCAUGCUCUGGGACCGAAAAUCGGGCGAUAUCUUUAGGAGCUACGACCAGGACGAGGACGGCUUCCUGUCCCGAAAUGAAGUCCUGAACUUUGCCAGACUCGAGUAUGGUUUCGCCAUCCCAGCCGCAAGCCUGGAUCGGAUUUUCCAGCAGCUCACGCUGCCCGGAGCACCCGGCUUGGAGCCGACUCGCUUCCAGCAACUGCGGACCGCCGUGGGCAUUGCACGCUUCGAGUCUCGGAAGAAGCAAGAGAAGCAAGAGAAGCAGGAGAAAAGCGAGGAGAAAAGCGAGAACCCGCUAGAGUCCGAAGCCCUGAAGGUGGAAGCAGAGUACCAGGAGUAUCUGAAACAGCGCAAGCGAAGUGUCUCAGCAGAGGUCGAGGCCAUUGCCUGGUCGGAUCUUGAAAAGAAGGUGGUGGAAGUGGAGUCUGCCUCAGCAGCUUUCGUGAAGGCUUCCUCGGAAAGCCCGGAGGAGCUCCAGCGCUCCGAGGCCGCUCUGGAUGCUGCCCUCCAAGCAGCCAGGAACGCCGUGCCGGGCUUCCUCAGCCACCUGCGCGCUCUCCGUCACAGUGUCAUGCAGCUCGUACUGGUUCAGCCCAAGGCUGCAGAGAAGCCGCCCAAGAAAGAAGGGAGAGAAGGGAAAGAAGGGAAAGAAGGGAAAGAUGAGCAGGAGCCGGCGAAGCCUGAGAGCGCAGAGACGCAGGAAGCGCCGGACGCGGAGCCCAAGAAAGAGCCGAAGGACGUUGAGCCAAAGGACUCUGCUGCGGACUCUGCAGAGCUGAAGGAGCUGAAGGAGCUGCAAGAGAAGCUUCGGCAGCUGUCGCUUCGCCUGUCGAAGCUCGAAGCUCGCAUUGUUCUCGCUGAACGCCGCGCCUCUGAGGGCCGUAAAGUUACCGCCCGCAUUGCGGCUUUGAAGGUCGAGGAGGUGCGGAUGGAGGUCGCCAUGAAGCUGCGGCAGUGCAUUGAGCAGCUGGGCGGCAAAGCCGUGGACCUCUUUCAGAUCAUUGCCAAGGGAGAGGACGUGGCCUCCGUGGAAGAGGCCCACGCCUUCCUCAAGGAGAACAACUGCGACGUCGAAGUGGAGAAGCUGGCACGCGCCUUUGCAGCUUGCAAGACCUCUCAAGAGGCUGCAUUACAGGCCGUCAAAGUCAGCCGCGAGGAGUUUGCCAGGAUCAUCCGCGUGGUCUACGAGGUCAAGCGGGAGGUGAACCUCACAGAGAGUUUGGCCAUCGGUCCGGCCAUGAGGGCCCUGGAGGUGGGAGAGCUCGUCGAGGUCCACGCCGGGCCGAGGGCCGAGCCGUCACCCGAGGGGCUGCAGCGGAUCCACGCGCGCGCCCUGUCGGACGGCGUGCUGGGGUGGGCCACCCUCUCGAGCAGUGAGGGGCCUUACCUCGAACUCGUGAGGAACGGAGCCGGUCAGAUGUGA
Symbiodinium natans is the source of this 4251-nucleotide messenger RNA. NCBI's taxonomy places the organism in Eukaryota, Dinophyceae, Suessiales, Symbiodiniaceae. The record is from the annotation of a GenBank genome assembly.